Molecule: messenger RNA, 952 nt
Organism: Elaeis guineensis (African oil palm)
Lineage: Eukaryota; Viridiplantae; Streptophyta; Magnoliopsida; Arecales; Arecaceae
Source: RefSeq, a predicted model, not a curated record
CAGGUUAUUAGUUCGCAUUGGAUGACGUGGCUGCACCUUUGUAUGCCACAUGGCCUAGUACUACCGCAAGGCUCGGAAAAUCCGGAGGAGAACAUCCCCUUCCCCCGCCUCCAAAACCCUAACCCUUCGCACGCGAAGCCCUAAAGCCCCAUGACGGACCACAGAGGAGAGCUCCAACCCCUGGACCGAGAACCAGCGGAUACCCCUCAGCCUGCGAAGAGAAAGCCCGAUGUCGACUCCGUCGACGAAGUCGAAGAGGAUCGGCGGAAGAAGACAAAGCCGCAAUCCGAGAUCCCCUCUUCUUGCCCCAAAGAACCUCCCGACGACGUCAAAGCCGAAGAAGACGGCGACGGCGGCGAGGAAGAUGGAGAGGAGGUUGGGGUUUAUCGGAACGGGAAUGCGGCAGUCGACAGGGGGAAGGGAGUGGCGGCGGCAGUCGAUAAGGGGAAGGGGAAGAUGGUAGUGGAGGAAGACGAGGACGACGAUGAGGAUGAUAGCAGCGAUGACGAUGAUAGUGGCGAUGGUAUCGGAGGCGAGGUCGGUGAUAGCGAUUUCUCGGAUGAUCCGCUUGCCGAGGUCGAUCUAUCAAACAUUCUAGCCUCGAGGAUGCGGCGGAGAUCACCGCCUCCGCAAGGUGCGUAUCUCCUUUCCGAUCAGGACGACGACGACGAUGACGAGGACGAAGUCGAUGAUGAUCUUGAUGAUAGUGAGUAGCUGGGAUGACGAGAAAAUGAGGAUACCAUGAACAGGACCGAGAGAGAGCUAAUGUGUUUCAAGUUUGCAUAUUCUUGAUGCACUUCUUGUUUCACGAAAGGAGACCAUGACAUCCAGGAGUUAAAGUGAGUUACCAAAUUCUCCCCCCGGAAACUAACAGACUGCUAUAGUUUCCUUUACAAAAGAGGAGUGUAAUGAUUCAUCCUUUUAUGAUCUCUUUUUGCUUUGGCCAUGGAAA